Molecule: messenger RNA, 2002 nt
Organism: Caenorhabditis elegans
Lineage: Eukaryota; Metazoa; Nematoda; Chromadorea; Rhabditida; Rhabditidae
Gene: C06G1.1
Product: Lipid-binding serum glycoprotein C-terminal domain-containing protein
Exons: 12
Coding region: 17-1582 (521 amino acids)
Molecular function (GO): lipid binding
Source: RefSeq, marked reviewed
CAAAUUUUCAGAUCUGAUGAUUUGGGUGUUACUUGUCAUACUCGGGUUGAGCAAUGUCACACAACAACAGAGCCUUGCAAAUAGUCUGUUUGCGGAAGAAGGCACAUCACCUGGGUUUGUGACGAGGAUAAACAAAAAAGCAUUGAGUAUUGUAUCGGAUCAGCUUAAAGAUAGAGUUGUCAAGUUCAUGAAUUCAGAUGGGUUAGAAUUCAAUAUUUCUGCUCCAUUGACAAAUCAGGUACGCUUCACGUUGCGAUCAUCCAAGAUAAUCUCCUUCGAUGAACUCUACUUUGAUUCUUCCAUGUCCAUUGUUCCACAGAAGGGUGUCUCAUGGACGGGAACUAACAUUAAUGUCACCUUAUUGGCAAGCUUUAGUCUAUUGACAACGCAAGGUGAAAUCACAGGAAACGUUCCGUUGUCGUUUGACAAAACAAAUGUCGAACUUCUUCUAUGGACCGGAGUUAAUGGAGAUGGUCACUUGAAAACUGACUUGAUCACUUGCAAAGUCGCUGCUAACAAUUUACAACUGCAGUUUAGCCAGGCUGAUUCCGCACUUUUAGCUAACUAUAUUCCACAUAUGCAAAAUUUUAUCCGACAGACGGUCGAGCAGGUUGUCUGCCCCUCAUUCCAUGCCGAACUCGUGCCAGUCCUCUCUAAUCGAAUCAUGAACACCCCUCUCAGUGCAUCUCUCUUCGAGCAGUAUUUCAUCAACUAUGCACUUCUCGGACCUGUUGAGUUCUCGAGCCAAGCCAUUACCCUUAAGCAUCGUGGAAACUCAUUUGGAAUUUUGAGACAAGGUUCAGGAAGAACUCGUCUCAACGACUUCCGCCUUCCAUACCGUAGUCCUCCACUUCAAGUUCCAACUGCCGAUUCGGGACACAUGAUUGAUUUUUAUCUGUCCAACUACACGAUGAGUUCGCUUCUUUUCUGGAUGGACCAGUACAGAAAAUUCGAUUACGAGAUUAGUCGACAGGCCACGAAUAAUUCCGCGUUGGUUGGGUAUCUGAAGACAGACUGUGGAACCGGAGAUAUCUGCGCUGGAACGCUGUUCCCCGCACUCGGAACUCGAUUCCCUGGAGGAGAAGUAGUGAUCAAGUCGCAUACAGUGUCGUAUCCACGAGUGGUGCUUAGAAAGAACAACAUGACCAUUUACAUCGACAGUAGAGUGGAUGCAUUUGUACAGCAACAAGAUCGCAGCCGCCGCUUCCUUACCGCCUCGAUGAACGCUGAAGUGAAACUGGAUAAGCCAUCGUUCAAAGAUUUCGUUUUGCACGGAGAAUUGCGAAUUGAUAAGUUCAAGGUUUCAGAUGUUGCAUCAUUAGUUGAUGGAAUUGAUGAGGGAUCCUUGGAGUUUUUAGUGAAUGCCUUAACGGAACUUAUUCUCAAUGAAGAUAUGGCCAAGAAGUUAAAGAGUGGAAUUCAAUUACCCAUUAUGUUUGAUUACACUCAACAAGCAGCUAAUGUCAGCAUUGAAGAUGACAUGCUGCACAUUUCUGCCGAUUUCUGUGCAACCGACAAGUGUGCAACGACGGCGGACAACAAAGACACAGACGUCGACUACUACGACACUGUACAGGGUUAAAGUCUCUCCAUCUCGAUCAGAUAGACUCGACUAGAUUCGAUGAAUGUGAUGAACGGUGAUAUUCUCCCCCAACUUCCUUCUCUAUGCUCCAAUUUUGAAUUCAAGUAUCUGUAAAUGUAAUCGUAGUUAGCACUACACCUCGCGGGUCAUCUCCUUUCUCAAUGUUCCCCUUUUUCUUUCACUUUUUUCCUGAAAAAAGUCUUUCUGUAUAAAAUGCUUAUUUUUUCUUCGCUUUUGUGGAAACUUUGUGUGUUCGUUCUUCUCUCCUUUUCUAAUUAUCAACAAGUUGAUUCAUUUCUAUUUUUUAAGUGUUGUAUGUUUUUUUAUUUAUUAUAAUUGAAAAAGAUUCCAUAGUUUUUUUCUGGACUUGUUUGUUGAUAGUCUAUGUUUGGAUGAAUAAAACACAAAGAUAUAGAUUAU